GAAAAGAAAGGAGAAAAACAGAGAUGAAGUAAAGAGAAAGAGAGAGCAAGGAGAUCAAAAGCAUCAAUGGACAAGAGUAACAACAUCGGCAAUCGAUUGAAGCAUCGAAUAGCUCAAAUGCUUCUCAGCUCCUCCUGCGCCACCGCCAGUGUAAUAAACUUCUCUGAUAAAGUCUCCCAAGAGCCUGUCUUCCCCUCCAGCAAUCUCCAUGUCCACCACCGAGGCAAGCUCGACCAUCUCCCGCAUCGCAUGCCUCCCGUCGUGCAGGUCUCCAUUGAUUGCAGCAGCCGCAGGUCCGUUCGCGCCCCCGACCCAAACCUUGCUUUGACCACAGAGCAGGCGAAGAGGAAUCGGAAAAAAGAGAGGAGAGUUACGGAAACUGGAUUCGUCUAUGAAACUGGAGUAGGGGAGGGUAGGAAGUGCCCUCCUGCCUCGCCUUCUUCUCCCUCCAAUGAUUACUACUACUCCCACUCCAAAGAGAGGAAGAAAGCAAUGGCUAAGAAGAAGGACAAGUUUGUAAACAAGAAGAAGACGCUGCUUUCCAAUGGUCGUGGAUUCAGCGGCUCCUCUUCGAGCGACUCAAACGAUGAAUUUGGCUUCUUCAGCAGUGAAGAAGGGGGGAAGGAGGAGGAAGAAGAGGAAGAGACGUGGACUCUCUUCUCAUCCAAGAGCUUCUCUUCCGACUCCUCGGAGUUCUACCACCGUGCUUCAUCCAAGAAGAAGACCGGGAAAAAGAAGUCCACUAGGCGACCCCCGAGAAGAGGCGCGAGGUAUUUUAAAGAUCGCUGGGGUGAAGGCAACAAGUCUCAGCCUCUAACUUCCGUGUCUUCGAUGGAGAAGAAGGAGACGGCGGCGGUGGCUCGGAGCGGGUUUGCGGUGGUGAAGCGAUCGAGUAAUCCAUACGAGGAUUUCCGGAGUUCGAUGGCGGAGAUGAUCUUAGAGAGGCGGAUGCGUGAACCCGAGGACUUGGAGCAGCUCCUCCACUCCUACCUCUCCCUGAAUUCACCUACUCACCAUGCGGUCAUCCUCGAGGCCUUCGCCGGUACAUGGGAAGCCAUCUUUGGGGAAUUAUGAUCUCUUUCGUUUGCCAUGUAAUUACAAUGUUUUUGUUGUCGUCCUAAUGGCAGUUGCUUUCUAACUGUAAUUUCUAAUUUUUCGAGUUCUACUGUAUUGCUCUGAAAUAUAUCAUUGUAUCCACUAGAUUCAGUUCGUU
Messenger RNA from Elaeis guineensis (African oil palm), 1213 nucleotides. RefSeq lists its product as uncharacterized. Lineage: Eukaryota; Viridiplantae; Streptophyta; Magnoliopsida; Arecales; Arecaceae. Gene Ontology annotation, biological process: negative regulation of DNA-templated transcription. The record is from RefSeq and is a predicted model, not a curated record.